AUGUGCGGCAGGUUGAUGCCAGUGGCCACCAGAGCGCAGCUAAAGGCAAAGGCAAGUCGGAAGACAGGCCCGGCACGGCUAAGGCGGCAGCGCGGUGGCCCAGGCGACUCAGGUCAACGCCGGGGCAAAGGCAAGGGCGGCCUUGGUGAGGCAGGCGGGCAGGAUGCCGGCGAUGGCUGGAAGGUCGUCCAGCGCAAGGCCCCGGAAGGUGCUUUCACGCUUCGGAAAUCCGACUGGGAUUCUCCGGUUGUCGAGUAUGCUGCUCUUGCUGAGUUCAUUGACCGGGCUGAUGCCAGCAAGGUUCUCGAGGUGGUGGUCUUUGUCUCGGCCGACCAGGUCACGCUUGCUACGAACAUCCUGAGGGGGAGCGGGCGUAGCUUCAAGGCCCUGCUUGUGUUCCUCUCCAAGGAUGCUGAUGCUCAGCGAAUCCCGGGCACCAUCGGGGAUCGCCUGGUCUUCAGGACUGCCCAGGUCCAGAAACUCACGUCUGCAGGUGCCAGUGGCCAUGCUCCGCAACCCUCCGGCCUGAGCCAAACGCCCAUCAAGAUCAAACCCACUGAAAGUGCAGUCGUCUACUUCAAAGUGCCAAAGCAGUUCGCCUCUGCCGACACUUGGAAGGCUUUUGGGGGCAAUGCCUCCAAGGCUGCCGUUGACUGGGUCGCGGCCCAAAGGAUCAAGGUGCUUGAUACUUUUGCCUGGGUCCUCGAAAAGCAGCGCAAUGACACCCAUGAGCAGUACUUCGGCAUUGUCCGCAUUCCGAAGGCAGACGUCGAGGCCAUCCUGGCCCACUCUGGCAAGGACGGUGUCUUUGUGGAUGCCGCUCGCAGCUCGGGGCCCCGGGCGAAGCUUCAAUGGAUCGAUAAGCUUCCGGGUGAGAAGGCGGACGCUUACUUUGAACGUGCCCUGCGCCAGGCUCCCAGUCUGGGCUUGAUCGCCAAUGGGGGGCGGCUGGCGUGGCGUAGCACCAUGUCGGCUGGCGAAGCAACGGUGCGCAUCUGGCACAUUGAUGGCGUGCCCCAUGAGUGGGAUGCGGACGCUGUUGGCCAGCUCUUGGCCACACGCUUCACUGAGUACACCAUCCUGUCGCAUCGGCGCACCCGCCUUGGAUCCUGCUUUCGUUUUCGCGGGCAGCCUGGGACUGCUGACGCGGACUUGGUGCCGUUUGUCGUUGAGCACCAGGCGAAGUCCCUCUCCUUGUGGGCCACGCUGGCACCGUGUCGUCUCUAA
Symbiodinium sp. CCMP2592 is the source of this 1227-nucleotide messenger RNA. The record is from the annotation of a GenBank genome assembly. NCBI's taxonomy places the organism in Eukaryota, Dinophyceae, Suessiales, Symbiodiniaceae.